CGUCAAGAUGUUGUCGAUAUUGAGGAAAGCUCGACUGAAAGACAAAGAGAUGAGGAUACUGAUGCUUGGUCUUGACAACGCUGGAAAGACCACGAUAGUGAAGAAGAUUAUGAAUGAAGAUGUCAACAGUGUGAGCCCCACGUUGGGCUUUAUCAUCAAGACGAUCGACUACGACGGCUACAAACUGAACAUUUGGGAUGUCGGCGGUCAGAAGACACUUCGCACGUACUGGAAGAACUACUUCGAGAAGACAGACACGCUCAUCUGGGUGGUUGAUGCUACUGACCGAGAGCGCCUUGUUGACUGCAGGCAAGAACUGCAUGGUCUGCUUGUCCAGGAGCGUCUUAUGGGCGCGUCUCUGCUUGUUUUCAAAAACAAAAGCGACGUCUCGGGCUGCAUGACUGAGAACGACAUUCGUGAGGGGCUACAGCUCGACAACAUCCAGACGCAUCGGUGGCAUAUUUUACCGUGCUCUGCAAUGACCGGUCAGAAUUUGCAGCAGGGUCUUGCGUGGGUUGUUCAGGAUGCGAAAGACCGUCUCUUUCUCUAUUGAUGGUCGACCGAGGAAGGCAACGCGAUGCGCAUAGUCCGAGACGACGCGCUACGCCCUACCGUUGGAAUUAGCGCCACCAUCUUGCGGCAUCGUGGUCAAUGCGAUGAUCUUGUCACGCAAACCGCACAGCUUCACCGUUAUCGAGGAUCCAAUGCAGUGGCCAAAGGGCAGCAAAGGAGUAAUAGCAAACUAGUUGGCGAAGUCGACAUGGUCGGACAGAGUGUCAACAAGCACCAACACCAGCGCGCAUUCCAGUCAAUAGGCGUUACGCACGAUCUAGAUAGACUCUAAAACUGAACAUACCCUGA
Baudoinia panamericana UAMH 10762 is the source of this 861-nucleotide messenger RNA. RefSeq lists its product as uncharacterized. NCBI's taxonomy places the organism in Eukaryota, Fungi, Ascomycota, Dothideomycetes, Mycosphaerellales, Teratosphaeriaceae. The record is from RefSeq and is a predicted model, not a curated record. Gene Ontology annotation, cellular component: microtubule cytoskeleton; cytoplasm. Gene Ontology annotation, biological process: protein folding. The transcript is spliced from 6 exons. Bases 8 to 553 code for a protein of 181 amino acids. Gene Ontology annotation, molecular function: GTP binding; GTPase activity.